AAAAAAAUGAGACAACUUGGGAGAAGGGGGAGGAACCAACGAGCUGCACAAAAGGGAUAGGAGCAGCUGGCCGCAAUACACACUCUCAGCUCUUGGCCACAGGGCAGGGGCAGAACAUUCAGCGGCAAAAAUACUUCACAUCUGAAAUUACUCAGCAGUAGCUAUAAGCAGAGAACUAAACGCAGACAUGGGAUAGAUAGCAACUCAGCCACAAGCAAUCAAGGCCAUCUGCUGGCCGGAAGAAGAGAAAACCACAGCCAGCUACUCGUUCAUUCACCUUUCGACUUUAAUUUUUAAGGUCUUGUAUUAAAUAUCUUCUUUAAAUUCAUGUUUGAAUAAUCUUUAAAUUUAUUCUUGGACCAUUUAUAAUUUCGAAUUGCUCUUAUCUUUAAUGUUGAACUGCUAUUACUUCGAGUUGAUAUUUUAAUUAUGUUCAUGUGCUAUUUUAGCUCCACCUUCAUUAAUGUUCUUAGUUUCUUGAUAGUUAUGUUAGGCUAAAUCUUCAUGGGGUUUGGAUUUGGAUAAAAUUUAGGUUAAUGGGUGUUCUUGAAUAUUGAGUUGAAUUUGGGAAAAUCUCUAAUUUUUAGGACUAGUUGUUUGAGAUAAAUUUGAAUGAGUAAUUUGUGAAAUUGAUCACUUCACUUGUGAAUGUUUGGAAAAUUAAUUCUUGCUUGUCUAUGAGUGUAGAAUUAAUUUAGCUCACAUCUCACACACCCUAAACUAAGCCUAGAAAUAGGACAUGUUAGGGAAUUAAAAUUAAAUUCUUGUCUAUGAGAAUUAAUGUUACUACUAUUCUUAGAUUGGAGAAAAUACCCAAAUUUAAUUAUAACCAAAGACACCCAAGAUCCUUAAUUCCAAAUCUAAACCCCACUUUUAAUUAGUUACUCCGUAAUUUAUUGUCACUAGUCACAUUGAAUUUACUUUUAGCAUUUUAUUUUAGAAACUUUACUCAUCCAUUUGUUUGCUAGUUUAAUAUUUUCAUUAGUUAAUUUUCUCUCUAAAGUUAUUUUUCAUGUUCACUAGUUUUAGUUUACUCAUUAGUGUAAUUUAAUUAAAUUCUCAGUUACUACUUUUGUUGUUUAAUUUUAUUUGCUUAAUCAUUACCACAAUUAAUCGUUUGAGAAAGCUUGCAACGACUCGUACUAACCGGUGACCGAUAUUGAAACCAACAACUUCCCUCCGCCACUCCUCAGAGACACGAUACUCGGGGAUAAACUUUUCCACCCGGAAGGGUUAAACUCCGUUUUACUACAACGACGCGAAAGCGGUUAUCACAUACAAAAUAUAAAUGAAUACCUUAAUUGGUGAAAUUCUUUUUAUUGGAAUUCUCUCUAGCAUAUACGGUUCUGCCAUUUCAUCAUUGAGAAGUAAAUCUGAAUCCAGAAAGAUAUUUUGAUUUUUCCAAUUCCCCAUCUAGGUUUGUAUUUUGAACUUGUGAUAAUUAGUUAAUUUAUAAAUACAUGCCUUUAUUACGAAAAAAAUGCUUUUAUUAGAGCAAAAUAAAUUUCCAUUUAAUUUGGAUAUUACAGAGUUCUUUUACUAUGCAGUAAUAAAAUAAGAACUGUAUUCUUUAAAGUUGGGAUUGAUUUGGUUGCUUAGAUUCAAGGAAUAAGAAAGUUGGGGUUGAUGGCUUCGUGUUAAAUUACUAGCUUAUUGCUUUAUUGGUGCCGAUUGUGCAUUACUGAAUAAGAAAGUUGGAGAUUGAUUUUGGUUGCAUAGAUGUAGAAAAGGAUACGAUAUUGAUGGAUAGAUUUAGAAGCCGACAACAGCAAGUCCAUCUGUGACCAGCGGUGGAAAGAAAUUACCAGACGAUCAACCAAAAUCCACAACAGCCCAAAAAGUUCAAUUAAUUUGGUGGAUGAGGAAAUUCAUUAAUUUGGUGGCUGUGGGAAGAAAUAAGAGAGAAUUCCCUAAAUAGGAGUAAAAACGUUUUGAAAUUCCAAAAUAGGAGUAUCAUGUUUUUUAUUCCCUAAAUAGGAGUAAAUUUCUGUCAAGUUUGGGCAUUACAAGGCUUUAAACAUGGCAUUUUGUUCCAAACUUGGCAGAUUACUCCUAUUCAGGGAAUAAAAAACAUGAUACUCCUAUUUUGAAAUUUCAAAACGUUUUUACUCCUAUAUAGGACAAUUUCUGAAAAAAUAAAGGGGCUGUCAAUAGAAUAGAAACACCCCAAUUACAAAGGUUGUAGUCUCCUAUUAAGCAUCUAGAUUUUUCUUGGGCCAGAAAUGGAUCUCGGAUGACUAGAUACCAAUUUACAUACUUGGGCUUUACCCAGGAUAGCAUCCCGCCCAAUUUACGGCCAUUGUUCGUCUAAAAUUAUACGCAGUAGGGUUUAUCACCACGUGUUUGAUGAAGCACAGAGAAGCUGUAGUUUAGAAGCCUGUCCUUGCAGUGAACGAAUUUCAGCUUAGCUUCACAUCUCAUGGGAUCAAAGAAUAGAAAGAGCAAGGGUGUUACCAAGUUGGGUAAGCCGGACGGCGGUGCCGGUACCACCGCAUUCGGCCGCGGAAGUCGUCAAAAUGUAAGCAACACCAUCACAGAUGCUCGGUUCGCAUCCAUUCACACGGAUCCUAGGUUCCGGAAAGCUCCAAAGCGAAAAUCCAAGGUGGUGCUCGAUUCCCGCUUCAGCCAUAUUUUCACAGAUAAGAACUUCGCGUCAACGAAGGCAAAGAUUGAUAAGAGAGGCAAACCCAAGAAAGACUCUUCGCAAAAUCUCAUGAAACACUACUACCAUCUCGAGGAAGAAGGAAAAGAAGCGAUUGGACGAGGUGAGGAGUUGACGAGCAAAAAUGUUGAUGUCAAAGAAGAGGACGAGGAAGAAAGUUGCAGUGAAGCAGGACAAAGCAGCAGCGAUGAUGAUAGUGGGAGCGGGGAGUUGGAGAAGGGAAAUUUGAUAAGUAAGUUGGGUGCUACAGAGUCCGAAAACGAAGAUGAAGAGUGUCCUAGUGAUGAUUCCUCUUCAACAAGUUCUACGGAUUCUGAUGAAGAGAAUGAGAUUAAUCUAGACGAAGAAGAUACCUUUGUGCAGGAAGAAACCAUACAAACAAUUGAGAAGGAAACUCAUAGACUAGCAGUUGUUGGUAUGGAUUGGGGUCGAGUAAAGGCAGUAGACAUAUAUGUGCUGCUGAGUUCAUUUCUCCCAAAAGGAGACCUCAUUAAGUCUGUUGCUGUCUAUCCAACUGAGUUUGGACUAAAGCGCAUGGAAGAAGAGGCACUGCAUGGUCCAGUUGGUCUGUUUGAUGAAGAUGAAAAUAGCAAGAGGAGUGAUGAUGAGGACGAUGAUGAAAUUGAAAAUGAGAAGUUGCGUAAAUAUGAAUUAAGCCGGCUCAGGUAUUAUUGUGCUGUAGUGGACUGUGAUUCAAUUGCUACAGCUGAUUACCUUUACCAAAACUGUGAUGGGGUUGAAUUUGAAAGGACAUCGAAUAAAUUGGAUUUGAGGUUUAUUCCUGAUUCUAUGGAAUUUAAACAUGAGCCACGUGAUGUUGCGAUAGAGGCACCAGCUAACUAUGAAGGUUUAGAUUUUCAUACUCGAGCACUUCAACACAGUAAUAUUGAACUUACAUGGGAUGAGGAUGAGCCACAGCGUACGAGGACCUUGAAGCGGAAGUUCAACGCUGAUCAGCUUGCAGAACUGGAGCUGAAGGAAUAUUUGGCACCUGAUGAUAGUGAUGAAACUGAUGAUGAUGAGGGCAAUGAAGAAGACUCUGGAAAUAGAACCACAAAAAAACAUAAAAAACAGGAAAUGUAUCGUUCAUUACUUCAUUCUGGAGACUGUUCUGAUAACAGUGACAAGGAUGAUUAUGAUGACGAUGACGAUCAAGAGGACAUGGAAGUCACUUUCAACACAGGAUUGGAAGAUUUAAGCAAACGUAUUCUUGAAAAGAAGGACAAACAAUCUGAAUCUGUUUGGGAAGCCUAUCUUAGAAAGCGAAAAGAAAAAAAGAAAGCCAGGAAAAACAGAUCAAAGGAUUCAUCAGAUGAUGAAAGCAGUGACGGUGAUUAUGAUGAACAAAAAAAUCAUUUAGAAGAACCCGAUGACUUUUUUGUUGAGGAACCGGUGGCUAUUGGAAAUAAGGACAGGAAAGGUAAACGUGCCGGGAAAGUGAAACCGGAUCAAGGAACCGCCCAAGAAGAUAUAGCAGGUAGAGCAGAGCUUGAGUUGUUGUUGACGGAUGAAAAUGGAGGAGGUACCAAGUUGAAGGGCUAUAAUAUGAAGAAACGCAAGAACAAGGAUAGAAAAGGAAUAGAAAUUAUUGAUGAGGAUAAGAUACCAAAUAUGGACUAUGAGGAUCCUCGGUUUUCCAGUUUGUUCACUUCACCACUAUUUGCUUUGGAUCCCACUGAUCCGCAGUUCAAGAGGAGUGCAAUCUAUGUAAGGCAGAUGUCUGAGAAGCAACACAAGACCGCCCCAGAAAACGUCAAGGGAAAGGAGGAAGGCAGAGCAGAAGAGUUUCCUUUGAGAAAAGAGAAGCAUGAACUCUCCUCUCUAGUCAAAUCAAUUAAAAUGAAGUCAAAGCAAAUCCAACCGCCCUCUCUAAAUAAGGCGACAAAGAAAGGUGAAAAGCUGAUAUUGAAGACAAAAAAGUAGAAAGACACACUUCCUCUCUGUGAUGAACUUCUUAUGGAUGGAUAUAGAGAUAUUACUUAUUCUUUUUAUUUGUUACAUUAUCUUUUUUGCAGCUUAUUAAUUAAUUGUUGUAGUGUAUGAUUUCCUCCAAUAUCUUGCAACUUGUUAUGGAUGGGUUCAUGGAAUCAUGGGUAUAGAGCUAUUACUUAUUUUUAUUUGUUACAUUUUCUUUUUUUUGCAGCUUAUUUAUGCAUUAAUGAGUUGUUUAGUAUGACUUCC
This is a messenger RNA of Cuscuta epithymum, 4843 nucleotides long. The record is from the annotation of a GenBank genome assembly. Lineage: Eukaryota; Viridiplantae; Streptophyta; Magnoliopsida; Solanales; Convolvulaceae.